This is a messenger RNA of Daldinia childiae, 927 nucleotides long. RefSeq lists its product as uncharacterized. The transcript has a single exon. The coding region runs from base 1 to 927 and encodes 308 amino acids. NCBI's taxonomy places the organism in Eukaryota, Fungi, Ascomycota, Sordariomycetes, Xylariales, Hypoxylaceae. The record is from RefSeq and is a predicted model, not a curated record.
AUGGCCGGAUGGGAGAGCCGAAAGAAACUUCAUGAGUGGAGAAUCAUGCAACAUCGAGGCCGUAAUAAAGUCCUAAAGGCAUCAAAGGAUCCUAUUGCACGAGCCCGGCUCUAUGCCGAGAUCCCGUCCCCGAAAUCCGCAGGACUCCACAUUUCAGAGUCGGAUCGAAUCUCGGCCUUGACGUCCCUUCCGGCAUUCCUCUUCAACGGCCCCGCAGUAGAUCCCGGACAAUCACAGGUUACUACUAGUCAAGGAUAUCAAUCCUUCCUUACUAUUUUCCCCGCCGAGGUCCGGAACAUUAUAUACUACUAUGUUAUCGGCUAUCCUACAUGUCGAAAUCUAUACGACUAUUACUACGACCAGAAAGAAAAGGCCAAAGCUAAGAUUGAGCUGCGACCACGCUCUGCUAAUACCAAAGUAUCGCGCCACUCCAAGAUUAUUCUUCAGACGCCUGCCAUCCUCCUUCUCUGUAGGCAGAUAACGAGAGAAGCACUCAGCCUUCUAUGUUUCCAACCCUUCGUCAUCGACCGCAUUCCGCCUUGGAUCAUGGGCAGCUCGUCACCCCUCUCCAUAGUCAACUUCAUCAGCAGAGCAACAUUGCAAAACCUUCGAUUCGUGCAAAUCAAAAUCUCGCUUGGUGAUAGUGCUGAGUUCGGAAGCGGGAAGGUCUGGCUCAGGCUACUGAACGACAUACUAGACGCCUGGUCGGAACGCAAUUCCCUCGUUCGAUUAGAAGUCAUGUUCAAGCUCUCACAUGUUACCAGGCCUAACACGUGGAUCUAUGAACUGGACGACUACGAAAGGCUCGUGGACAAGGCAAGUGCCCCCGUGCCCCCGUACCCCAGUAACGACGACAUCGCUGACGUGGGCUUACGAUUUUCCAGCUUAGUUACUUCGAGUUCAAACACGGAUCAAAGCCUGGCUUGA